CCCCACAUCACCCUAGCAAGGCCCCUGGGCGUCUUGCCCCUCCCCCGGCCCCAAGCUAGAAGUUUACCCCCAGGACCUCAGCAAAGGUCAGAGCAAAAGAGUCGUUUUCUUUCACCUGAAAGCUGUGAGGAGGUUUAAAGGGCCUCUCCUCACUAGGGCCCGAGCUCCCGGGCACUGGGCCGGCAUAGGCGGCCCCCUCCGGGGCCCUCGGCAUCUCCAGGCCCAGUCCGCAGAGCAAGCACCGGCAGAUUCCAAGGGCUCGUGAGAGCGUGAGCCUGGCUGUCUGCUGGGCCCCCGAGGCUCGCCGAGCGGGGGCAGACCGGUCCGGGCUGUGCGGGGCGUUUACAAAAAGUGACUUGGAGAUGAACUCGCCCGUGCGCGGCUGGCUGCCCCGCUAUAGGGGCGAAGGUGCCUGACGCAAGCGGAACUCGGCGGAGCCCAUACGAAUCAGAACACAGCGAGGCUCCUGGCGCACUAGGGACUCCAGGAGGCAGCUCCGCCAGAGACGCGGGUCGUGGCUCGGGAAACCGGGGGUGGGGGAGGGGAAGCGCAGAAAAGAAAACCCACCGAGGCGGGGACUGGCCCGGCAGGGAGGGGCGGCGGGGCCGAAGCCCCUCUCCUUUGGGCAGACUCCCCAUGGCCAGAGGCUGAGUUCCACUCCCGCCAGCCGCUCCCCAGGGAAAGAGAAAGAAGAGCGCGAGCAGCCAGAGGCCUCCAGCGAGCAGCAUCCGCAGUCUCCAGAAGUUUGAGAUUCGGCCGCGGGAGGACUUGUGCGCCCCGACUCCGCGGAGCCAGCGUCCAGCGAGGACAGCGGGGUGGCCGAGCCGAGGCGCGGCUCCUUUGUCAUGAUGGCCAGCUACCCCGAGCCCGAGGACGCCGCAGGGGCCCUGCUGGCCCCGGACACUGGCCGCGCAGUCAAGGAGCCCGAGGCGCCACCGCCAAGUCCGGGCAAGGGCGGCGGAGGGACAGCCUCGGAGAAGCCUGACCCAGCGCAAAAGCCCCCGUACUCGUACGUGGCGCUCAUCGCCAUGGCGAUCCGCGAGAGCGCCGAGAAGAGGCUCACGCUGUCUGGCAUCUACCAGUAUAUCAUCGCCAAGUUCCCGUUCUAUGAGAAGAACAAGAAGGGCUGGCAGAAUAGCAUCCGACACAACCUCAGCCUCAAUGAGUGCUUCAUCAAGGUGCCGCGCGAGGGCGGCGGCGAGCGCAAGGGCAACUACUGGACGCUGGACCCGGCCUGCGAGGACAUGUUCGAGAAGGGCAACUACCGGCGCCGCCGCCGCAUGAAGCGUCCCUUCCGCCCGCCGCCCGCGCACUUCCAGCCCGGCAAGGGGCUCUUCGGGGCCGGGGGCGCGGCGGGCGGCUGCGGUGUAGCGGGUGCAGGGGCCGACGGCUACGGCUACCUGGCGCCCCCCAAGUACCUGCAGUCCGGUUUCCUUAACAACUCGUGGCCGCUGCCGCAGCCGCCCUCGCCCAUGCCCUAUGCCUCCUGCCAGAUGGCGGCGGCCGCGGCGGCUGCAGCGGCGGCAGCCGCGGCCGCGGGACCCGGUAGCCCGGGUGCAGCCGCUGUCGUCAAGGGGCUGGCGGGCCCGGCUGCCUCGUAUGGGCCAUACUCGCGCGUGCAGGGCAUGGCGCUGCCCCCCGCCGUAGUGAACUCGUACAACGGCCUGGGAGGCCCGCCGGCCGGACCCCCGCCGCCGCCGCCGCACCCGCACCCGCACCCGCAUCCACACCCGCACGCGCACCAUCUGCACGCGGCCUCCGCACCCCCGCCAGCGCCUCCGCACCACGGGGCCGCCGCGCCGCCUCCCGGCCAGCUUAGCCCGGCCAGCCCGGCCACCGCCGCACCCCCAGCGCCUGCGCCCACGAGUGCACCCGGCCUGCAGUUCGCCUGCGCCCGACAGCCCGAGCUCGCCAUGAUGCAUUGCUCUUACUGGGACCACGACAGCAAGACCAGCGCGCUGCACUCGCGCCUCGAUAUCUGAGAUCCACUGCCUGCCUGCGCGGACGGAUGCGAGGAUGCCGGGACGCAAGUCGCCAGCCCGGGUCGCAGCCGGAGCCACAGCGGCAACCAAAUGGCGCACCCUCCAAGGAUGCCUCUUGAGCCAGCGCCCAGGACCCUUCUGUGCCUCCCUGCUUCCCUCACUCCACCCGCUCCUCUUAGUCCCCUCUGCUUCUCCUCCUCUGCUCGCCUUCCUUCCCUCUGUGCUCUCGCUUUCCCAUGGCCUGAGGCCGCCUCUCCGCGCGCGUUCUGCAGGCCUCACCUCCUCCCGGAGCCCCAGCGCCUGGACACCCCGGCCAAAAUUCGCCUCGGAGAAAACGCCCCGGGGCGAGAGGAAGCCGCGCCUCGGCGGCACGGACCUCCUGGCCUUCCCUUACAGGUCUGUGGCUCCCGCUGGGCUUUCCCCCCAUGCCUGGGCUGGACUGGUAACAGGACCCGCGCUUUGCCGCCGGAGAAAGGGACGAACUUGUCAGAUCGCUCUUCGAGCCCUCGUGGAGUUGCUCAGAAGCUGCUCGCCUUGGGGCCCACUGGGCGGGGCAGGGGUUGGGCCCAAGCGGGGAUCCAGGGCAGCCGCUCCGGGGCCUGCUUUCAGGUUCACACCACAGCCCCGCUCCAGCCCCGCUCCGAAGGCGUCCGCAUCUCCUCUGCUCUCCAUCCUGUCGGCAGCGGUACCUCCAGACUCGGGCGACUGGCUAAUAUCUUGCUAGAAAGAUCGGUGGGGCUUUUUUUAGAUGAAAGUAAAAACUAUUUUUUUUAAGAAAAAAAAUAUUCACCGGGAAAACUGGCGAAGUAUUAUGGCCUGGGAUUUUGCUAAAACCAAACAUCAAAAUUAAAAACUUUGGUGUUCCUCAUCUUUUCUUCGGGGAGAUUUGCAGUAGAAUUCCCGUCGGGCCUUCAAAAAGCUUCGUUCAUAGAGGUAGGAAAAAAUAACCGGUAAAAGAUGAUUUUGUCUAUGAAUCUAGGGAGUUUUCCUCUCUUCCUAUCUGAAAAAAAAUAAAACUAAAAAACAAAUUUUCCCAGAUCUUCGGGUAUAACCCCCGAUGCCAGAGAUCCGCUGAUCCUGGCAUGUGCUGCAGGAACCACUCUCCCCUCUCUAAUUUUUGUUUUUCAAACGUCUUGCUUCUCCCACCUUGGGAAGGAGAAAUGUGAAACUCGGCAGGGCCUCAGACGGCCCAGGCGGGCUUGUGGCCCCCAAGCUGGCUGACCUGAAAACCUAGACCUGGUUGUGUAGUGUGUCGUUUGGGGGACCAAAUUUUUUAGCAAGAACUAGAGCACUUUUGUUAUAUUUGUGUGUGUGUGUGUGUGUGUGUGUGUGUGUGCACGCGCGCGCUCGCCCGCGCAUGCAUUGUCAAUUCCCCAAUAAAUUUUUUGGUUUUUUUCUUUUAA
This is a messenger RNA of Heterocephalus glaber (naked mole-rat), 3385 nucleotides long. RefSeq names its product forkhead box L2 (gene Foxl2). The record is from RefSeq and is a predicted model, not a curated record. Lineage: Eukaryota; Metazoa; Chordata; Mammalia; Rodentia; Bathyergidae. Gene Ontology annotation, biological process: anatomical structure morphogenesis; cell differentiation; regulation of transcription by RNA polymerase II. Gene Ontology annotation, molecular function: RNA polymerase II cis-regulatory region sequence-specific DNA binding; DNA-binding transcription factor activity, RNA polymerase II-specific.